This is a messenger RNA of Cynara cardunculus var. scolymus (artichoke), 2511 nucleotides long. RefSeq names its product probable pre-mRNA-splicing factor ATP-dependent RNA helicase DEAH9. The transcript has 23 exons. NCBI's taxonomy places the organism in Eukaryota, Viridiplantae, Streptophyta, Magnoliopsida, Asterales, Asteraceae. The record is from RefSeq and is a predicted model, not a curated record. Gene Ontology annotation, cellular component: intracellular anatomical structure. Bases 1 to 2088 code for a protein of 695 amino acids. Gene Ontology annotation, molecular function: RNA binding; ATP binding.
AUGGCGCAAUUUUGGAAGCCAGGGACUGUGAAGCCUCGCAUGCUCGACGACGAAGAAGGCGGCGUUCUUUUCUACUCCGCCUCCCCCUCCUCUUCAUCCACAUAUGGGCAUGCGAGCUUAGAGAAGCAGAGGCAGAGAUUACCUGUGUUCAAGUAUAGAACGUCGAUUUUAUAUCUGGUGGAGACUCAUUCUACUACCAUCAUCGUCGGCGAAACGGGAAGUGGCAAAACCACUCAAAUCCCUCAGUACCUCAAGGAAGCAGGCUGGGCAGAUGGCGGGCGCAUCAUUGCAUGCACUCAACCAAGACGAUUGGCUGUGCAGAGUGUUGCUGCACGGUUGGCAGAAGAAAUGGGAGUAAACCUUGGGGAGGAAGUCGGUUAUACUAUUCGAUUUGAAGAUGUGACAAAUUCAGACUUAACAAGGAUCAAAUUUCUCACGGAUGGAGUAUUACUUAGGGAAAUGAUGGAUGAUCCUCUCCUAAGCAAGUACAGUGUGAUUAUGGUGGAUGAAGCUCAUGAAAGAUCCCUUUCAACCGACAUAUUGUUGGGUCUCCUGAAAAAGAUACAACGCCGUAGGCCCGAGUUGCGCCUAAUUAUUGCAUCAGCUACUAUUGAAGCAAAAUCGAUGGCUGCAUUUUUUCAGACCAGGAAAAGGCGGCCUCAAUUGGAAGGAGAAGAUCAUGGACUGAAGACAGAACCUGCUAUUUUGUCCGUUGAGGGUCGAGGAUUCAAUGUACAGAUUUUCUAUGCCGAGGAGCCUGUUUCCGACUAUCUCCGAGCUACCGUUUCGACAGUUAUGUCUAUUCAUAAUAAGGAGCCAAUGGGAGAUAUUCUUGUCUUUCUAACCGGGCAAGAUGAUAUUGAUUCUGCAGUUCAAUUGAUCACAGAAGAAGCCCAAAAUGAUGGCAAGUCUUCUUUAGGAAUGAUUGUUUUGCCUUUGUAUUCGGGCCUCACUCGUGCAGAUCAGGACUUGGUGUUUUCUCCUUCCCCUAGAGGGAAAAGGAAGGUAGUGAUCUCAACAAACAUUGCAGAGACAUCCUUGACGCUGGAGGGUAUCGUGUAUGUUAUUGAUAGUGGCUUCUCAAAACAGCGGUUCUACAACCCGAUUACAGAUAUAGAAAAUCUUGUAGUGGCACCAAUAUCCAAGGCAUCUGCUAGGCAAAGGGCUGGACGGGCUGGACGAGUACGGCCAGGGAAAUGUUACAGGCUCUAUACAGAAGAUUAUUUUGUGAAUGAGAUGUCUUUAGAGGGUAUUCCUGAGAUGCAGAGAUCGAACCUUGUUUCUAGUGUGAUUCAGUUAAAAGCCUUGGGCAUCGAUAAUAUCUUAGGUUUCGAUUGGCCAUCAUCACCGUCACCUGAAGCAAUGGUUAGAGCUCUUGAAGUACUUUAUUCACUUGGAAUUCUUGAUGACGAUGCUAAACUUACUUCACCAGUCGGAUUCCAAGUUGCAGAGCUACCAUUGGAUCCGAUGAUCUCGAAAAUGAUUAUAGUUUCCGACGAACUUGGAUGUUCGGAAGAAAUCAUCACUGUGUCUGCUAUCCUCUCAGUUCAGUCAAUAUGGAUUUCCGUUAAGGGGCAGAGGGAGCUUGAUGAAGCCAAAUUGAGAUUUGCCGCAUCAGAGGGUGAUCAUGUGACCUUCCUCAAUGUAUACAGGGGGUUUCUUCAAUCUAAUAAAUCAUCAAAAUGGUGUCACAAAAACUUUAUCAAUUACCAUGCAAUGAAAAAAGUUAUUGAAGUUAGAGAACAGUUAAGAAGAGUAGCACAGCGACUAGGGCUGGCCUUAAAAUCAUGCCAAAACGAUAUGCAGGUACUAAGAAGGGCCGUGACUGCUGGAUUUUUUGCUAACGCAUGUCGUUUAGAGCCAUACAGUCAUAAUGGGACAUACAAGACUCUUAGGAGCUCUCAAGAAGUUUACAUUCAUCCAUCAUCCGUAUUAUUCAGGGUGAACCCCAAAUGGGUUGUUUAUCAUUCAUUGGUCUCGACUGAUCGCCAGUACAUGCGGAAUGUGAUUUCCAUCGAUCCUUCGUGGUUGAGAGAGGCUGCACCUCAUUUUUAUCAGCAACAACCAAUGAAUCCUACACACCACUAGGGAUGAAAUGCUCACUAUUCACAUGUGCAUAUGUCUCUCGUUUGAAUAUUGCUCCAUCGGUCUCGAAAAAGUGGUUUUUGUUUUUAUCCCCAAAAAUGUUUCAAUUCAGAGUAAGUGUUAGCACCAUAUCAAAAUUACUCGUGUCAUCGGUUAACAUCCUAUGAAUUUGGACGAAACUGAUCCAAUCCAGUCAUUUAUUAGAUGUUGAAUGGAUAGUUGGGUCGGAUCAGUUCCAUCAAUUGGAUAAUAUGAGUACCAUAUAAAAUAAAUCAUUAAUCCUUGAUACUUGGGUGGUGAUUGUUCAGUUUUACUGGAUUUUGAAUUGGCAUUCCACAACCAACCGAUUCAAUUUGGAUAUUGAAAUUUUGGAUCCAAUCCAAUAUAAGCUUAUUUGAUCAGCCAACUGUAAUUGAAUCAGAUGAU